Messenger RNA from Mandrillus leucophaeus (drill), 958 nucleotides. RefSeq names its product histidine rich carboxyl terminus 1 (gene HRCT1). Lineage: Eukaryota; Metazoa; Chordata; Mammalia; Primates; Cercopithecidae. The coding region runs from base 91 to 450 and encodes 119 amino acids. The transcript has a single exon. The record is from RefSeq and is a predicted model, not a curated record.
GUUCAGUGACUGAGAGGGCUGAGCGGAGGCUGCUGAAGGGGAGAAAGGAGUGAGGAGCUGCUGGGGAGAGAGGGACUGUCUGGCUCCCAGAUGCUGGGCCUCCUGGGGAGCACGGCCCUCGUGGGAUGGAUCACAGGCGCUGCUGUGGCGGUUCUGCUGCUACUGUUGCUGCUGGCCACUUGCCUUUUCCAUGGACGGCGGGACUGUGACGUGGAGAGGAACCGUAUAGCUGCAGGGGGAAACCGAGUCCGCCGGGCCCAGCCUUGGCCCUUCCGGCGGGGGGGCCACCUGGGAAUCUUCUACCAUCACCAUCAUCCUGGCCACGUAUCUCACGUGCUGAAUGUGGGCCUCCACCACCACCACCCCCGCCACACCCCUCACCACCUCCACCACCACCACCACCACCACCACCACCACCCCCACCGCCACCACCCCCGCCACGCUCGCUGAGGCUGCUGCCGCCGGAGCCUAUGGACAGCUGCUGCCCCUGCCCUGCCAUCCGUUCCCAGGACAAGUGGACCCCACGUUUCCAUGUGGAAGGAUGCGACUCUGGGGUGAAUGAGGGGAACAAUGGCCUGGGGCUUGCUCUGGCUGCAUUUGCAUGCUAUGCCCCAGUGUACUAUGGCAGCAGAGAACAGAAGAACACUGAGGCCUGAAGUGCUGAAGGGUUUGGGGAGUGGAGAGUAAGGGUGCUCUUUUGGGGCUGGACAGCCCACCUUGUGACUGUAACUACCAGUGAGCCCAAGAAGUGACAAGGGUGUCUUGGCAGAGCCAGCACACAAGUGGAUGUGAAGUGCCCAUCUUGACCUCCUCAUCAGGCCGCUGAAAGGCCUCUGGCAGGCGGGGCACUGGGAGAGGCCCUGAGAAUGUCCUUUUGGUUUGGAGAAGGCAGUACGAGGCUGCACAGUCAAUUCAUCGGUGCCUUAGUCCAAGAAAAUAAAAACCACUAAGAAGCUUU